Molecule: messenger RNA, 1995 nt
Organism: Colletotrichum karsti
Lineage: Eukaryota; Fungi; Ascomycota; Sordariomycetes; Glomerellales; Glomerellaceae
Exons: 5
Coding region: 1-1995 (664 amino acids)
Molecular function (GO): hydrolase activity
Source: RefSeq, a predicted model, not a curated record
AUGGAUCCUCAACCGAAGAAAGAAUAUCAGUACAAAACACUCGAGUCUCGACAGAUAAGACUGGUCUACCUCCAUCCCAGUAACAGAGAGACUAUUAACUGCACUAUCGAACAUGUCUCAAUCGAUGAGAAUCCCACCUUUGAGGCACUCUCAUACACCUGGGGCACCGCCAUGGAGCGUUUCAUCAUCAAUGUCGGAUCUGCCUCAUUGUCAGUGGGCAAGAACCUUGCUGUGGCACUCAGAGCAUUGGUCUCCAGUGACGAGCCAAGAGCCAUCUGGAUCGAUGCUAUCUGCAUAAACCAGAACGACGCUCUUGAACGCAAUCAUCAAGUGCGCUUCAUGAAAGACAUCUACACACGAGCCAGGAGUGUUCUUGUCUGGCUUGGUGAGGCAGCGGAUGGAAGUGAUGCAGUCAUGGACUACGUAGGAAGCUUGGAUCCCACUUCAGCCUUGACAGAGCACAGAGCCUAUGUCGACUACAACGAUACGUGGACCUGGGAGAAGGGGGAUCCCUUCCAGCGUCCACCUGUUCCACAGGGAGACGUCGAUGCCCUGCUGUGCAGACCAUGGUUCUCGCGUGUCUGGAUUCAACAGGAGGCGGCAGUGAAUGCCGUGACCAAAGUGACCUGCGGAUCGAAAUGCGUCACAUGGAAUCAGUUAUUUAGUUUGGUAUGGUCGUAUCAGAAACCGAGCGGAACUGGAUUCGCCAAAGACGCGUUCCACAUCGAUGCAAUGGCUUCAUCCAUUCUCAUUAUGAUGAUUCAGAGUUAUCGUUAUGACGACAUUGAGACGCUUCUUCUCGACAUCUUGCGGGACUGCACUUACUGCGGCGCGACCGAUCCCAGGGACAGGAUCUACGGCGUUCAGAACCUUGCGAAAGAUCCAGACCUGGACAAGCUCCUUCUUGAACCGAGCUACGACAUUAGCGUUCCGGCGGUCUACACUGAUCUGGCGAAGCGUUUUUUGACUUCUCAGGACACGUUCAUAUUGAGCUGGGCCGGCCGCAGCAAUCAGCGCUCCCGUGAUCUCCCGUCUUGGGUUCCCGACUGGACGAUGAAGAAUACCGAAAUUCCGUCAAUUAUUUUCCGCGCGGCUGGCGAUGUUAAGAGCGAUUGCAAGCUUGGUAUUCACGAUGGAAAGGAAGCGCUACACGUCAGCGGCCUGACUGUCAGCUCAAUCAGUUCCUUGACGGACGGGCCAGCCAUGACUGCCUUUCGCAGUCGACUUGACGAAGUUGAAGUCUUCCAGCAGCUGAGAGAAAACUUCGAGGCAUGUAUCACCUUGGUGAAGAACAUCUCCAUAGGCUUUCUUGGCGCCUUGCAGGGCGCCGGCAGUCCCAUCGUACAACGGCAGGCAGCCGGCUGUGCGACGGGCGUGCACAUGAUUGUCGCCCGGGCCAGCACCGAGCAGCCCGGCACGGGGAUCAUCGGGUCCGUUGCGGAUCGGGUCCAAGCCCAGAUCCCGGGGUCCGACAUCGUGGCCGUCGACUACCCGGCCCAGCUCAACCCCUACAACCCCUCUCAGAGGGCUGGUGUCACGGCCAUGACGAAGCUGGUGCAGGACUACGCCAAGCAGUGUCCACAAACGAAGAUGGUCUUGAUGGGAUACUCGCAAGGAGCUCACGUAACGGUUGAUGUUCUUUGCGGCACCAGCGAGUCUGGGUUCGAUGCGACGCCGCCUCAAGCCGCAGACGUCACAGAUAAGAUCUCUGCGGUUGUAUUGAUGGGCGACCCAAGUCACGUUAACGGACAACCCUUCAACACUGGCACGAGCCAAAGGGACGGGGUAUUCCCUAGACAAGAUAACGCCGCAUGCGCCGCCGUUGCCAACAAGAUGACUUCCUUUUGCGACACCGGCGACCCAUUCUGCGACGGCGGAUCGAACAUCCAGGUCCACCUUGGAUACGUACGGAGAAACGGAGAUGAUGCUGUCAAGUUCAUCGUUGAUAAAGUGAAUGCUGGGGGAGCUGGAGCAGCCAAGGCGCCUGGGGCUUGA